Messenger RNA from Prunus dulcis (almond), 1895 nucleotides. Its product is annotated as (3S,6E)-nerolidol synthase 1-like. Gene Ontology annotation, biological process: diterpenoid biosynthetic process. Lineage: Eukaryota; Viridiplantae; Streptophyta; Magnoliopsida; Rosales; Rosaceae. Bases 60 to 1667 code for a protein of 535 amino acids. The record is from RefSeq and is a predicted model, not a curated record. The transcript has 7 exons. Gene Ontology annotation, molecular function: terpene synthase activity; magnesium ion binding.
UCCAAAAUCAAACUGUUUCUUUGUUUUCUCCUCUGACCUAUACUCGGCAUAUUAACGACAUGGCCUUUCUUCAAGCUCACUCUGCUUCCCCCAACUGUCCAAUUGUUGAUUUUCACGUCCACCAUGCUCAAAAAUUGAAGGAAUUGAAGGAUUCACUGGCAAAUGUUGGAGAAGAUGAACUGCUGAUUGCGGUUGAUGCCAUGCAGCACCUAGGCCUUGAUCAUCACUUCCGAGAGGAGAUUGAAGCAUUUCUGCAAAAGCAAUAUCAUGCAAGAGCUUAUGAUAAUUGCAAUCAUCAACUUCUUGAGGUUUCACUUCGUUUUCGACUCUUGAGACAACAAGGUUAUCAUGUAACCACAGAUGUGUUUAACAAAUUCAAGAACAUCGAAGACUUGAAAUCAGGACUAGACAAAGACAUUGAGGGAUUGGUGGGAUUGUAUGAAGCAUCUCACUUGAGUGUCCAAGGAGAAGAUGCACUUGAUGAAGCCGGAAAGCUCAGCCACCAAAUUCUUACUGCUUGGCUGCCAAACAAUCUUGAUGAUCAUCGAGCACCACUCGUAGCACAUUCAUUAAAGCAUCCUUAUCACAAGAGCUUGACAAGAUUCAUGGCUAAAAACUUUUUGGACUAUUUCCAAGGCACAGAGAAAUGGGCCAGUGUUUUACAGGAGCUAGCAAAACUAGAGUUGAACGUGGUUGAAUCUAUAAUCCGAAAUGAAAUCCUACAAAUAUCUAAGUGGUGGAAAGAACUAGGCUUGACAAAGGAGUUGAAUUUUGCGAGAGACCAGCCAAUCAAAUGGUAUACGUGGCCCAUGGCAUGCCUCACAGAUCCAAGCUUAUCAGAGGAAAGGCUUGAACUUACAAAAUCGAUCUCUCUUGUCUACAUAAUAGAUGAUAUUUUUGAUGUGCAUGGAACACUCGACGAGCUCGUCCUCUUCACAGCAGCAGUUGAGAGAUGGGAUCUUGAUGAGACUGAUGAACUACCAGAUUACAUGAAGAUAAGUUUUAAGGCUCUUUAUGACAUUACCAAUGAAACCAGCGACAGGGCGUACAAAAGGCAUGGGUGGAACCCUAUAGAAUCCCUAAAAAAAUCGUGGGCAAUAUUGUGCAAGGCGUUCCUGUUAGAAGCACAAUGGUUUAGGUGUGGGCAUUUGCCGAACGCUGAAGACUACUUGAAGAAUGGGGUUAUCAGUACAGGGGUGCCUGCAGUUCUAACCCACGCCUUCUUCAUAUUGGGUCGAGGCAUAACUCAGCAAGCCAUAGAUAUUGUUGACAACAUCAACACACCUGGCAUCAUAUCUUCAACGGCGACCAUUCUACGGCUCUGGGAUGACUUUGGAAGUGCCAAGGAUGAGAACCAAAAUGGGUAUGAUGGUUCGUACAUACAGUGUUACGUGAAUGAACACGAAGGUUGCUCAGAUGAAGAUGCAAGGGCUUACGUUUUCCAAAAGAUUUCAGAUGAAUGGAAGAGACUCAACCAAGAAUGCUUCUCUUCAAAUCCAUUUUCAGAGUCUUUUACAAAACUUGCUCUCAAUGUUGCUAGAAUGGUGCCGAUGAUGUAUGAUUACAAUACCCAACAUCGCCUUCCAAGCCUUGAGGAGAACAUGAAGUCGUUGCUUUUUGAUAGUUUUCUUGCACAAGGGUUUCAGUCCCCAGGCCAGACGAAAUAAAUUGAGGUCUCAAUUCUCAAAGGCCUCAUUAAAUUUCACCACCAGAUUGCCAACUCUGCUCAAAUUAUAUAUAUCCUGUUUUUGUUUUUUUAAUGAAAUAGGGGGAAAACCCCCAAAAAGAAACAUUCGCUGUCCUGUUUAGUUUCGGAAGAUAAGGUAGGGAUGUUUUAUUUUAUUUUAUGUAUUACCCUGUUAUUGAAAAGAAUAACAAAGGAAGGAUUUGAACAA